AUGGGCGGCGAGCGCUUCAUCAGCGUGCGCGGGCGGCGGCCAAUGGGCGGCGAGCGCUGCCGCGCCGGGCGGACGGGCGAGCGGCGGCGGCGGGCGAUGGAGUCGGUGGCGCUGGUGGCGCCGGUGACGGCGCUGGAGUUCGCGGGGGACGUGCUGCUGGCCGCUGUCCCGGCAGGCACGGGCCCGGAGGUGGCGGCGUUCCGGCUGAGCGGCGGCGGCGCGGCGGCGGCGGCGGGGCGGCGGAGCGUGCUGCGGCAGGCCAGCGUGCAGGGGCUGCGGGCGGAGCCGGGCGGCGGCGGCGGCGCGGUGCGCGUGGCGGCCUUCGGCGGGCGCUGGCUGGCCGUGCUGGCGGUGCGGCGCGGCGGCGGCGGCGGCGGCGCGGCGCUGGCGGCGGCGGGCGGCGGCGCGGCGCGGGAGGUGGGGGCGCGCGUGUGGGAGGCGCGGUGGGCGGCGGGCGGGCGGCUGGCGCUGGCGCUGGGCGGCGGCGCCGUGGCGCUGUACGAGUGGCGCGGCGGCGGGCGCUGGCUGCGGCGGGCGCGGUGCGACGGCGCCGGGGCGCUGCGCUGCGCCGCGCUGGCGGGGGCGGCGGCGGGGUGGGCGCGCCUGGCGCUGGCGGCCGGCACGGCGGCGGGCGCCGUGGUGGUGUGGCGGGCGGCGGCGGCGGCGGCGCCGCGGCGGCGGCUGCGGGGGCACCGCGGCGCCGUGCUGGCGCUCAGCUACGCGGCGCCGCGGGGGCUGCUGGCCUCCGCCUCCGAGGACCGCAGCGUGCGGCUCUGGGCCGUGGGCGAGCUGGGCGGCGGCGGCGAGGCGCCCUGCCUGCUCGUGUGCUACGGGCACGGGGCGCGCGUGGGCGCCGUGGCGCUGCGCGGCCCGCGGCCCGUGAGCGCCGGCGAGGACGGCGCCUGCCUCGAGUGGGGCGGCGGCGGCGGCGUGCGGCGGGCGCGGCGCGGGCACCGCGGGGCCCUGCGUGCCCUGGCCGUGCGCCCCGCCGGCGGCUGCGUGGCCACGGGCGGCGCCGACGGCGGCGCGCGGCUGUGGCGGCCGCGGGAGGCGGCGGCGGCGGCGGCGGCGCUGGGGGCGCCGGGGCGGCCGCGGGCCGUGCGGCUGGCGGGGCCGCGGCGGGUGCUGGCGCUGGGCGAGGCGGGCGGGCUGGCGGCCUACGAGGCGGCGGCGGGGCGCUGGGCGCCGGUGCUGCCCGCCGAGGCCGCCGGGCCCCGCGCGGUGCUGGCGGCCGCCCCCCUGCCCGGCGCGGCGGGCGACGCGCUCUGCGCCCUGGGCGGCGGCGACGGGCGCCUGGCCGUCUUCGCCCUGGGCCGCCCCGGCGAUGUGGUCCACGCGCGGCUCUUCGAGGGGGCCGUGCGCGGGCUGAGCUGGGCCGCCCGCCCCGGGCUGCCCCCCGGCGCCGCCACCCUCCUGGCCUCGGGCCCCGGCGGAGAGCUGCUCUGGCUGGACGUCGCCUGCCGCCCCGGGCGGGCGCCCGCCCUGCGCCCGCUGGGCCGCUACCUGCUGCCGCCCUGCAAGCAGCGCUGGCACACCGCCGCCGCCUUCCCGCCCCAGGGCGGCCUGCUGGUGUGCGGCGACCGCCGCGGCUCCCUGCUGCUCUUCGCCUGCAGCCCCCCGCCGGGGCCGGCCGCGGAGAGCGACGUCCCCGCCGAUGGCGCCGGGAGCGAGGCGGAGCCCUCUCUCCUGCGGCAAAAAGAGGCUCUUCCCCUCGAGGCCCCGCUGUGCGUCCUCUUCGGGCUCCACGGGAAGACGGGCGUCACGUCGGUGACCUGCCACGGGGGCUACGUCUACAGCACGGGCCGGGACGGCUGCUACUGGCAGCUGCGCCUGCAGGGCCGGCGGCUGGAGGUGCUGCGGAAGCACAGGCCCUGCAAGGGGCUGCAGUGGAUCGAGGAGCUGCGCUUCACCCCCAGCGGCGACCUGCUCGUGCUGGGCUUCCACGCCGACAGCUUCGUGGUGUGGAGCACCAGGACCGGCGAGAACCUCCACUGCGUGCCCUGCGGCGGGGGGCACCGCUCCUGGAGCUACAGCAGUGGCCCCUCGGCCGAGGCCUUCGCCUACGUCAAGCGGGGGGACGUGAUGCUCUACAGCAGCGCGCCCGAGCCCUGCGAGCAGCAGGUGCUGCUGGCAUCCCUGCACGGGCGGGAGAUCACGUGCGUGCGGCGCCUGGGGGCCGUGCGGGCGCCCGGGUGCCCCGCCAUUAACGUCUUCGUCACCGGCAGCGAGGACACCACGGCCUGCGUCCUGGCGCUCAGCGAGCGCUCCCGCGCGGCCCUGCCCCUCACCACGCUCGACGACCACAUCUCCAGCGUGCGAGCGCUGGCGCUGGCCGGCCCCACACGGCCCCACGAUGCCGCCUUGUCCGUCCUGCUCUUCUCCGGCGGGGGCCGGGCGCAGAUCGAGUGCUACCGGCUGCUCUUAACCGGCGACCCGGCCUCCGAGAGCACCGUGGCCUGCGAAGUUCUCCACGUGGCCUCCCAUCGGCUCGACGAACACUGGGACCGAAUGAAGAACAGGCACAAGCUCGUCAAGAUGGACCCCGAGACCAGGUACAUGUCCCUCUCGGUCGUGCCCGGGACCGACGCUGAGCAGCUGCCGACACCCUGCACGUUCCUGGCUGCCGCCUGCAGCGAUGGCUCCGUCCGGCUCUUCGGGCUGCUGGAGGCCGCCCGGAGGCUGGUGCUCGUGGCAGAGUCCUUCCACCACCAGCGCUGCGUGCUGAAGGUGGAGACGUUCCUGCACGCGGGGGCCGGAGGCGCGAGGAGAUGCUUCCUGUGCAGCGCGGCCACCGACGGCAGCGUCGCCUUCUGGGACAUCACCGCCCCCAUCGCGGAGGCCACGGACGCCCUGCAGCGAGUGGAGGGAGCGAUGCAACCCCUGGCCCUGGGCGCCCCGCUGCUCACCGUCAUGGCCCACAGCUGCGGCGUGAACAGCCUCCAUGUCCGGGAGAUGCCGGAGGGCCGGUACCUGGUGGCCAGCGGCAGCGACGACGGCUCCAUCCACGUCUGCCUGGUGGAGGCGGCCCCGGGCGAGGGGGAGGCCUGUCUGCGGCUGCUGGAGCAGCUCUCGCGCCCCUGCGCCCACGCCGCCCACGUGACGGGCAUCAGGGUGCUGCGGCCGGACCUGGUGCUCUCCGCCUCGGUGGACCAGCGCUUGACGCUGUGGCAGCUGGGCCCGGGUGGCCUGGAGGAGCUGAGCACCACGUUUUUCCACGUGCCCGACCUGGCGGAGCUGGACUGCUGGGAGGCGGCGGCGGAGCCCGGCGGGGAGCUGCACUACUACUGCGUGCUCUGCGGGCAGGGCUUGGAGAUGGUGCGCUGGGCCGCCCGGGCCGCCCGCCCCGAGCCCCCGCUGCCGGAAGCGCCCCAGUGAAGGGGGAGGCGCGCAGCAAACCCCACCGCCCGUGCUGCUGCCGAGGGGACGGCAGGUGCCACGAGAGCAGCAGAGUCCUUCUUUGGCCAGUGCUCAGCAAUUCAGGGACGCCUGCUAGCUGGGGCCACAAGCUCGCUUGCCCCUGUGAUGAGCAGGGCCAGAUCUCUGCAGCUCUCGGCUCUGGCUUUGAGGCCCUUUGGUGCCCAGGCUGGCGGCUGCAGUGGCUCUGGCAGGUGACCCGCAGCAGGACUGUCCCCUCUCCAGGGAGGAUGAGCCUCUAGCUGCCAUGUGUAGGGCUGGUUCGGCCUUCGUGGUAAGGCAGGAAGGAUGGUGCUGGCCCCGCGCAGAGGCCACAGGUGCUGCUGGUGGUGGUGCACAGCCCUUUAGGUGCCCCAGGGAGGUGGCUGGGGCUCCCCGGUGGCAGUGUGCCCCCCCCCACCCCACUGGGACACCCUGAGCCAGGCCAUCCGCAUCAGAGCAGUCCUCAGUACCUUCCUCGAGCUGGCGAGCGUGUUCAUGAGCAGCUCAGGCCCCAGCAGUCAAAGCACAGAUAGAGAUGAGAAGCCCCCACCUCAAGAUGCUCACAGGGCAUCCAGUGCUGAGAGACCAUGGCUCUGCCCCCCGCCCCGCACAGGGCAUUUAGGAGCCACAUCCUGCUCCAUGCAGCUGGGUGGGAGCAGAAACCAGCACCAGUGCAGCACGGCCUUGUUUCCCAGCCCGGCUGUGCCUGCAUCCACCCCCCGACCUCAGGCAUCGCCGCCGCUGGGGUCAGACACACACACAGAGCACUUGUCCAGCAAUAACUGUAUUGGCCCUCACCAUCGCGGCCUGGCCCUGGGCAAGGCAGGGGCCACGCAGCCCCAGGCGCUCUGUGCCGGCACAGAGCUACCCGUCAAUAAACAGCGUUGAGGGGA
This is a messenger RNA of Dromaius novaehollandiae (emu), 4289 nucleotides long. RefSeq names its product WD repeat domain 6 (gene WDR6). Gene Ontology annotation, biological process: tRNA methylation. Lineage: Eukaryota; Metazoa; Chordata; Aves; Casuariiformes; Dromaiidae. Gene Ontology annotation, molecular function: protein binding. The transcript is spliced from 6 exons. Bases 1 to 3375 code for a protein of 1124 amino acids. Gene Ontology annotation, cellular component: cytoplasm. The record is from RefSeq and is a predicted model, not a curated record.